This is a messenger RNA of Hermetia illucens (black soldier fly), 1947 nucleotides long. Its product is annotated as putative inorganic phosphate cotransporter. Bases 351 to 1778 code for a protein of 475 amino acids. NCBI's taxonomy places the organism in Eukaryota, Metazoa, Arthropoda, Insecta, Diptera, Stratiomyidae. Gene Ontology annotation, cellular component: plasma membrane. The transcript is spliced from 4 exons. The record is from RefSeq and is a predicted model, not a curated record. Gene Ontology annotation, molecular function: transmembrane transporter activity. Gene Ontology annotation, biological process: monoatomic anion transport; transmembrane transport.
AUGUCGCCUCGCAUCUUUAUAGCUUAGUAAACAGCUCCCGGAGACAUUCAUCACUCACAGGACGACGUUCCUCACUCAAUUUUCUAUAUUUGAUCAGUGAUGAGUGGAAAAAUUGAUACGUGAUAUGAAGAAAUUACUUGCAAUCUCGUCUAGGCUGUACUAUCAUAAUGUUGAUGAAUUCAGUACGUUUUAGAGACUCACCCCAGUUAUAUCUAUAAUUUCUGUCCGCAAUCUGUAACGGUUUAGUAAAAUCCACGAGUGUAAAUUGUAAAUGUUCCAGCUUGGAAGGAGAUUUUCAGGCGUGAUUAGAACAAAACGUUGAACUACUAAGGAAAAAACAUUGUGUAAAAAUGGUGAAAAAUAGACGAUUCGAAGAUGUCGAAAAAGGUCCCGGACUAGGAAUCCGACAUGUACAGAUACUUAUAUUAUUCUGUGGAAUGACAGUAACGUAUGCACUGAGGGUCAACUACUCUGUGGCUAUUGUAGCCAUGACGGAUGAGAAAGAAGCAAGGGAAGGAUUUGAAAAAUUCGAUUGGAAUGAGCAGACUAAAUCACUCAUCUUAAGUAGUUUCUUCUGGGGUUACAUAUUCACACAGUUGCCUGGCGGACAUUUGGCUCAAAGACUUGGAGCUAAAAUGUUUCUUUUCUUCGGAAUUUUCAUUUGCUCUCUACUCACAAUCCUAACCCCAUGGUGCGCAUCGGUCGGGGGCUGGAAACUAAUUUGUGGACUACGAUUGAUUCAGGGCCUCUGUCAAGGGGUGCUGUUCCCUUGUACACAUGCUCUCCUCUCCAAAUGGUCUCCUACUGAAGAACGAGGUGUACUAAAUACAUUGUGUUACUCUGGCUGCCAAUUCGGAACUGUUGCAAUGCUGGCGGUAAGCGGUAUGAUUGCUACAUCCCCUUUGGGAUGGCCAGGAAUUUUCUACGUUUCUGGAGCAAUUGGAAUAUUGUGGUCUAUAGUGUGGUAUAUAUUUGGAGCGAGUAACCCGGCUGAAUGUAGACUUAUAUCACCAGAGGAGCGAAAGUUCAUUGAAGACUCACUAGGACAUUCAGAUGAUACUCCCAAGCAUUAUCCUGCUCCUUGGAAGAAGAUUCUCUCUUCCCCGCCGUUCUAUUCACUUCUCAUUGUGCAUUGUUGCCACAUAUGGGGAUUCUGGACUCUUUUAACGGAAAUUCCAUCAUAUAUGAAUAAAAUCCUCGGAAUGAAUAUAAAGAGCAACGCGCUGUUAUCUGCACUUCCAUAUGCUGUCAUGUGGCUCCUGAGCUAUGUAUUUUGCUUUACUGCCGACGGUUUACUCAGAAAAAAGGUGUUAACAUUGGCUGUGAGUAGAAGGAUAUUCAAUACGAUCGGCUUAGGCCUUCCUGCCCUUGCGUUGAUUGGAAUGGGUUAUGUCACGAAGGAAACAACUUCGUUAGCCAUAACAUUGCUUGUUGUGGCUGUUGGACUGAAUGGUGCAAUCUAUCUGGGCUACCAAGUUAAUCACAUAGAUCUGGCACCUAAUCAUGCUGGAACGCUGAUGGGCAUGACCAACGGUCUCGCCAACAUCAUGGGUCUGAUUGCCCCUUUGGCAGUUGGUUUUAUUGUCACUGAAGAGAACAACCCCGAUCAAUGGCGCAUUGUCUUCUUCAUAUCAGGCGGGGUAUACCUUAUUGGGAAUUUCGUAUGGUGCAUUUUCGGGAGCACUCAAGUGCAACCUUGGAAUGCACCGAAACAUAUUCCACACCAGAAAGUUCGAAGAGAGUCGGCUUUCAUCGAAGCUAUGGAAGCACAUGGAUAAUGAUAAAAAUAAAUAAAUUUUAUGCCUUAUUUAUUCGCUAGACUAUCACUCAUAAAUGUAAGAAUAAAAUAGCACAAGGUAUUAUUGUAAAUUAUAGUUGAGAGGAUGUAAGUUGCUACUUAUGCAUGUAUCGAGAAAGAUGCAAUAAAAUUUUCUUAUCAUCUUGAAA